Messenger RNA from Cherax quadricarinatus, 4395 nucleotides. RefSeq names its product DNA-dependent metalloprotease SPRTN. Gene Ontology annotation, molecular function: metalloendopeptidase activity; single-stranded DNA binding; polyubiquitin modification-dependent protein binding. NCBI's taxonomy places the organism in Eukaryota, Metazoa, Arthropoda, Malacostraca, Decapoda, Parastacidae. The record is from RefSeq and is a predicted model, not a curated record. Gene Ontology annotation, cellular component: nucleus. Gene Ontology annotation, biological process: DNA damage response.
CUUAAUAAACCUAAAACAAGUUUUAUACUUUAGUGCCAUAUGGUGGAGUAUAUACGUUAAAAACACUAGAAUUUUUCACAAUUAAUCAUACAGUAAAGGGCGACGGCAUUGAACACACUUUAAUAAUGCUUGGCUAAUAUGGCCAUCCAAUCCUUUGAAGAAAUUAUUUUGAGAGUUAAUAACAAAAAUACUUUUAUUUUGGGACAAGCUGCUGGUCUCAGGUGACAACUAGAAGUAAAAGCACAUAUGAGUCAUUUGGAUGUUAGGAAAUACUCUUUAGUCUUAGUUCACCCAUCAGUAAAAUGGGUACCUGGGUGUUAGUGGACUGGUGUGGGUCGCAUCCUGGGACAAGGACCUAAUUUGCCCGAAAUACUUUGCAUAACAAGCAGAUUUCUAUAUAGUAGUAUGUCAUUGAUGUCAGCUAUGGUCUGUAUACCUUGUACAUGUAGUAAAUAAAUAUAUUAUUAUAGCUUUCAGAAUAGGUAUGAUUGGCUCGCUCAGCCAGGAGAGAGUGAAUGAUGAACACAGUAAACACCUCGAGGGAGGUCCCUUGAUGAUGGUGAGGAGCUCUUGAUCUAGGGAAUUGGAUGUGUACUCCAAUUCCCUGAAUUAAGCUUAAAUGCUUUCCAUCCCCCAACUCCCACAAGUGCUGUAUAAUCCCUAUGGGUCUAGCCCUCCCCUGUAAUAAUAAAGAAGACAGUAAAGCACAAAACAAUCUGAAAAGGGUAAAUAAUUUUAUGUUCAGUGUAAUGGGGAACCCAUCACUUCAAUUUCCUCAGUGAAAUAUCUGGGACUCCCAUUUGACCCAGGCAUGUCAGAAGAAUUGCUAGGGAACAGUGUUGUAAAGAAAGCAAAUGCCAGAAUAAAGUUUCUCAACAGACAAGCAGAGUGUCUACCUACUGAGGCUUACAGGACCCUAUAUCUAGCUCUUAUACAGUGCCAUGGUACUCUGCCUUAAUAAAAAGAAAUUGAAAGACUACAAAUUACCCAGAACAAAAUGGUAAGAUUCAUCCUGGACCUGGGUUCAAGGGAGCAUGUAGGCCGAGAUGAAUUACAGCAAUUAAGAGAUAAGAUAAGAUUUCGUUCGGAUUUUUAACCCCGGAGGGUUAGCCACCCAGGAUAACCCAAGAAAGUCAGUGCAUCAUCGACUGUCUAACUUAUUUCCAUUGGGGUCCUUAAUCUUGUCCCCCAGGAUGCGACCCACACCAGUCGACUAACACCCAGGUACCUAUUUGCUGCUAGGUGAACAGGACAAUAGGUGUAAGGAAACGUGUCGAAAUGUUUCCACCCGCCGGGAAUCGAACCCGGGCCCUCCGUGUGUGAAGCGGGAGCUUUAGCCACCAGGCCACCGGAUAUGCUAAAUGUUGAAGACAGAAUUUCCCAUGUGUUUCAGGUGAUCCAGAGUUUUGAUUCCAUGUCUCAUUGUAUUUCACAUUAAGCACUGAUUGUCACAUCUCCAGCAGACACAAAGAGGCUGUCUUUUGCUGGGUCUUGGACAUUCUGAAGUUCUGGGCAAUGAAUUCACAGACUCGGUUACUUGUUUCAUGGUGCAAGAUCAAUCAAUCUCUUCCCAGGGGAAUUUUACUACGUAACUUAUUUACCAGUACCCUGUCAGUGAUGGUGCCCUUAGUAUAAUCAACAAGCUUUUUCAUCGCAUCACAGUUAUGUUCUUAGCUGUGUCCCUUCAUCACGGUUGGGUAUAGGAAACCCUUCUCUUACAAUAAUGCAGGUUUGAUGACUACUGGUGUAUGAGUUGUAAUAAAGAUGGAUGGUCAAGAAAUACAGACCUUGUUUGCCCAAUAUAACAAGAAGUACUUCUGGGGCAAACUUAAUAAAGUUAAUCUCAGCUGGAGUCCUUAUAUGACAUUAUGUGCAGGACAAACAACGUACCGAGUGAGAGGCCAAUCAUUCUCCUCGUGUAGUAUUCGCCUCAGUCAGCCAAUUUUAUCCCAAAGACCUCACAGUGACACUGUUGACACACUUCUGCAUGAAAUGAUCCAUGCUUACCUGCAUGUGACCCAGGGAUGCAGGUAUCGGGACAGCCAUGGACCAGAAUUCUGGGAACAUAUGACAAGGAUUAAUGACUUGGAGGGAUCAAAUAUAACUGUAUAUCACAACUUUAAACGCGAAGUGGACAAAUUUCGUAUCCACGUAUAUCGCUGCGACGGGCCUUGCAUUAAUAAGCGACCAUACUUUGGUAUUCUUCGUCGAGCUAUUGCGCGGCCGCCAGAUCCGAGCGACAAGUGGUGGGCUCGACAUAACCAGGAGUGUGGAGGCACAUUUCACAAGAUUGAAGGACCAGGAGUUGUUCCUCCCACUGAUUCAAAAGGAGAAACAAAGCCUAAACAUAUGUUCAACCCCUGGAUAUCCACUUCAUCUAACCUCCCAAGCAACAUGCCAUUAGUUCAACCGAAUGCAUCAAAUUCAUGCAACUCUUCUAAUAUUGAAUAUCACUAUAGUGAUAAAAAUAACGUUCAUAUAAAUACACCCGAAGGUUCACAUAUUACAAGGACAAGUGGUACAGCAAAGUCUCAUAAGACUGCUCAGCAGUCUCUGCCGAGUGAUGAUAGAUGUAGGAGCUAUAAUGAAGAUCACAUUCUACAAAGAAUAAAGACAAAAUAUUCAAAUCCUAAGAGAUCAAUUCUCUUGUCAAAGGAGGACACAAAGAAAGCUUAUUGUGUUAGACGGCAAAAUAGACAGAAAAGAGGAAAAAGCCCUGAGAAGGGUACUCUUAUUGAUGGUAAUGUGAAUUGCAACUACAUUGCCAGGUCAUCAAGUAAAAUAUACCUUCAAAAGUACUUAAAUAGAUUUCGUGAAGCUAGGAACUUAAAGAGCUUUGUGACACACAAACCAAAUGUAUUAAGUGCGAAAUGUAAAUCGGACACACGCAGUGUAAUUGAGAAAUAUAUGAAUAGAUUUUAUGAAGCAAAAAAGUUACAGAAUAGUUUGCUGCAAACUACUUCAGAAAGUAAUGCAUCAUUAUUUACAUUACCAUCAACUUCAAUUUCAAAAGGUAAUUCUUUUAAAGCAAUGAAAAAAGAUGAUCAUAAACCUACAAACCAGGGCUCAAGUACAUCAUGUCCUAUGUGUAACAUUUCUAUAUCAAAUGCAGUUUAUGAGCAACAUAUUCAAGAGUGUUUUGGAGAUGAUCUAGAUAUAGAAAUGAAUGAGUCACAUGAAAAGGUAGAACCAAAGAAGGUUAUUGACACUUCACCAAAAUGUAUGACAAAAGAGAGCAGAGAGGUAGACAGUAACUGGAAUGAACAUCAAGCAAAAAUUUGUCCAAACUGUAAAUCACUCAUCCUUGCUCCAGAGAUGAAAUUGCACUUGGAAUAUUGCUUUGACUCUGAGAAUGAUGAUGAUGCUGAUAAUGAGUUACUCAGCAAAUCAUCUGAUAAAAAUGAAAUAAUACAUUUUGAUGCUUACCAUAAAGUCACUGAUGUUGUAUCUUGCCCAUCUUGUAUGGAAAAUGUUGAAAAACACUGUAUACAAGAGCACCUGAGUAACUGUUUACCAAUAUUUUCUGAAGAAUUUGAUUAACAGAUAUGUUUUAAUGCAUUUAAGAAAGAAUGAGGAUGUUGCAGUUUGAAGUGUCAUCUUAUUUGUGAUGUCAGCACCCUUCUGGCAAGACAGUGAGUGAAUGAAUGAUUGUGAAUGUAUUUCCUCAGUAGAUGGCUGAUGUUGCACUCGCUGAAAAGGACACACUGUAUAUAUUGAAUUUUUAUAUACUUUUAUAUUGCCAAUGUUUUCUUGACCUUGAGAAGGCAUAUGACACAACUUGGAGGUAUAAUAUUUUGGCCCAAGCCCACUCCUUAGGCCUCUGAGGCAAUCUACCAUCCUUCCUUAAGAAAUUUUUAACUGACAGACACUUCCGUAUUCGAGUCAAUAAUGUGCUUUCUCCGGACUUCGUCCAAGCUGAAGGUGUCCCUCAGGGAUGUGUUCUGAGCACAACACUUUUUCUCCUUGCUAUAAAUGAUUUGGCCUCUGUUCUUCCACCCAAUAUUUGGUCAUCACUCUAUGUUGAUGACUUCGCUAUUGCUUGUGCAGGCGCUGACUCAUCUCAUUGCAGUUUCUCUCCAGCAUGCGGUCGACCGUGUUUCCACUUGGGCCACCACGCAUGGGUUUAAAUUUUCAAGUACCAAAACUCACCAAAUUACUUUCACUAGACGCUCUGUCAUCUCCGAUCAUCCUUUGUAUCUCUAUGGCUCUCGUAUCCCCGAACGUGAUACAGUCAGGUUUCUAGGCUUUCUCUUUGACCAUAGGUUAUCCUGGAAACCUCACAUUACCUCUCUGAAGGCAACUUGUCACAGCCGGCUAAACCUUCUUAAAACCCUUGCUCAUCUUUCCUGGGGAGCUGAUCGUCGAACUCUGCUUCGCCUACAUUCAGCCCUCGUU